CUCCUUCUUUGCUUACAACAACAUACACACACACGUAGUUUCGCACCCUUAUCAUGACGAGAAAGGUGGUCGUUAGGGUUCCCAACAUGAACAAAAACCCCAAGUGCCGUACCAGAGCCUUGACGAUCGCAGUUUCUGUUGCAAGGGUUGAGUCGGUGACUAUAAUGGAAGAGAAGAACGAGAUAGCAGUGACCGGCGAAGGGAUCGACGCUGUGACGCUGGCGUGCUUGUUGAGGAAAAAAGUGGGGUUUGCCGACGUCUUGAGCGUCGCCGAUGUUAAACCUGACAAGAAGAACGAACCUUCUCGCGACGGAAGUGGAGCUUUAGCGACGACAAAUAAUGUGCCGGCGAUUGGUUGGAGAGACGGUGCUAAUUAUAAUUGCUAUUAUAAUUAUGUGUAUGGUCAUCCACAUAAUUGCCCGUACCAUCACCCUUACUAAAUACGCACACAUAUACAGUUAUACGACUACCAAUAUAUAUAAGAAUUAAUCGGUAUAUGUAUGGCAAAGGCAGCGUGGCGUAUGCUGUACACCUGUGUGCACGUUUGGUUUUUGUACUUCAAUAUAUUUUGUUGAAUCAAAACCGUCGGUUAUUGUUUUUUAGAUAAAAUGAAUUUUGUGGUUUGAGUUAGAGAAUUAGGAACUGGAGUUCACCCAUUAGAAUUUAGGGUAUAAUAUCAUGUUCCAAACUCUUGUUUUAUUCGUGCACUAAAUAGUAAAACUCAACGGACGACGUACAUACCGAGAGUAGUCAAGCAGCGUACAUACCGUGUGAUUGAGCAAGUAUGUUUGUAAAUGAUGAACAUGAAUAAUGAUUGAGGAUCUUG
Linum trigynum is the source of this 826-nucleotide messenger RNA. The record is from the annotation of a GenBank genome assembly. NCBI's taxonomy places the organism in Eukaryota, Viridiplantae, Streptophyta, Magnoliopsida, Malpighiales, Linaceae.